Messenger RNA from Haliotis rufescens (red abalone), 2404 nucleotides. RefSeq names its product tripartite motif-containing protein 2-like. The coding region runs from base 124 to 2067 and encodes 647 amino acids. The record is from RefSeq and is a predicted model, not a curated record. Gene Ontology annotation, molecular function: zinc ion binding. The transcript has 3 exons. NCBI's taxonomy places the organism in Eukaryota, Metazoa, Mollusca, Gastropoda, Lepetellida, Haliotidae.
UGUUGCCAUUGUUGAUUUCGCAAGCUUCCCGCAACAGGUCACGUGAGCUUAGUUAUGUCACGUGACUUGAGGCCAGCCGCUGAGAAGUGAGACGCCAUCAGAGAGCUCCCCGUUGUAAGAUCGAUGGCGACCGCUAAGAAGCUGACAGAAAACCACCUCUCCUGUGCCAUCUGUACAGAGGUAUUCACAGACCCAGCCACACUUCAGUGUAAUCAUACAUUCUGCAAGUCCUGUCUGCUGAAAUACAUCAACACACAGCCGGAAGCAGUACAAGGCAAGUCCAUCCGAUGUCCCUCCUGUAGACAACAGACGAAAGUGUCCAACCCUGACAGUCCAGUUGAGGAGUGGGUCAGUCAGCUGAAACCAAGCCACGUCAUACAGGGGCUGUUGGACGACUUUGGACCAGGCACAAAGGCUGUGGAGGAACAUGUGUGCAGUGAAUGUACAAAACAAGGAAAGACAACUCCUGCCACUUCUAGGUGCUCUAUCUGCGAUGUUGUGUACUGUGAUGGAUGUCUGAAGGGGCACAACAUGGUGCCAGGGUUGUGUGACCAUGAAGUAGCUCACUUGUCUGAUCACACCAAGACAAAGGUCAAGCGUCGCUUCAUGUGUCAAGUCCACAGAGACAAACCGAUAGAGUUGUUCUGUAAGGACUGCAAGAAGGCAAUAUGCACGCUAUGCUGCAGUAUAAAACACAGGAGAUGUAAGGAUGUUGAUACAAUUGAGAGUAUGACCUCUCUUAUGACAGAACAACUGACAAACAAACUUGAGCAACUCAGAAUCAAAAUGACAACUACGAAUAAUAUCAUAACCCGGAGAACAUCUAAAAUUCAAGAUGUGAAGAGUAAUUCACAAACCCUCAAAGAUCAAGUCACAAAGACACAGGAGACAGUGAUGCGUGCUAUUUUAAGAAAAGAGAAGCAACUCCUUUGGCAGAUCGACAAAUCUACUGAUGAACAAUUACAUGAGUUACAGGCAGAUAUACAAUCCCAUGAGAUCGAUCUACAGAUGUACCAGCAGCAGUAUGAUGUCACAGCCAAUGCUAUGACGUCUAACUGUGAGAUGGACAUGUACGACGUUUAUGAGUCGAUGAGUGAGACGUCUCCAGGCAACAGAGACACGGGCUACAGACCAGCAGCAGGAAGGGUUGUAUUCACACACGACCUGGACAAGCUGAGUAAAGCAGUUGAUGAGCUACAGCUUGGGAAGGUUGAAGUCAUCCAUGAUGUGAGUGAUCCCGAGUCUUUUCCUAUUCUACAUCACACCAUUGAUUGCAAGGAAGCUGGGGACAGAAAGAAGCCUGAUUUGUUUGACGUCACAGUGUUGACUGUUGAUGACAUCAAAGUGACAGUAGUGGCAGAUUAUGAUAACACCAGUCUCAAAACAUAUUACACAUCAAACCUCCAAUCCUUUCAUAAGCAGCUUCUACUUUCUAAUGGUCCUUGGCAAAUAGCAAAGUUAAGUGAGAGUCAGAUAUUUGUCAGUGUUCCAAACAGUAAGGAAAUAGUUAAAGUGAAAGUUACCCCCAAUCCUGUAUUAGUGUCAAUUAUCAAAACAAGCAAAGUGUAUUGCGCUCUUGCCUGUCUGAAUCCUUCACAGCUGGUGGUAAGUAUAUAUGAACAUCCCCACUUGGUGGAUAUACUGGACAUGACAGGGAAGAUACUGAGAUCUAUCACCAAAGGAGUAGGUAAUCCUGACUACAUCCAUGUCUCCAGUAGCAACAACUUGAUAGUCAGUGAAAGAGCAGUGAAAUCCCUUGUAUGUGUGACCAGUGAAGGAGGCGCUGUUUUCACCUACACUCCCACAGGAGUCAGAGCUCUAUCACAUCCUUGGGGUAUCACAACAAGCAGCUCAGGAGAUAUUAUGCUUGUGGACUAUGACUCCCACAAAGUGAUUCAGCUGACAGAGUCGGGGCAUUUUUAUAGGGACGUUGUCACCCAACGGGAUGGUCUGGAGUACCCUCGUUGUGUCUGUCUUGAUGGUGACGGCCUCAUGCAUGUUAUUUCUGAUAGAUAUAUAAAAGUCUUCAAAUUCUGGCGACAUAGGAUGAAAAUAUGGCAGCUUUGAUCUUCAUACACAGUUGAAUAUUUCAACAGAUUUAAUAGUGAGCAUGCUGAAUGUUCUUGUGGUUGUUUCAUGAAAGUGCUUUAUAUAGACACUGAGAUUAGAUCUGAAAGCUAUUAUCAUUUUAAUGGAUAUGACCGUCCACCCGUCCUGUCAGCAAAAAGAAACACUUCUUAAUAACAUUGAUCCUGUAUAUUAUGUCUUCACUAUGAGCAAACGAUUUGUUUGUUUGAUUGUUUGUUGUUUAACGCCGAACUCAGCAAUAUUCCAGCUAUAUAACGGCGGUCUGAAUAAUCGAUUCUGGACCAGACAAUCCAGUGAUUGGCAUCAUGAACAUCGA